GCCGGUAAGAGAAAUAUCCGAGAGAUUUACGACGAUUUUGUAAAGUUAUUAUGGCUUCUGGCGAUGAGUUACCAGCCAAAGAUCAAAAAGAACAAAGUAAAGAAGAGCUGGAAAAAGCUAAGGAAGGUCAGUCAACAGAUGAUGGUGCUGUAGCUUCAGCUGGACCCGGACCCUACAUUAAGCAUCCCUUACAGAAUAAAUGGUCUCUAUGGUUCUUCAAAAAUGACAAGGCAAAAUCAUGGAAAGAUAAUCUUCGUCUUGUGACUUCUUUUGAUACUGUUGAAGAUUUUUGGGCGAUAUAUAACCAUAUCCAAGCUGCCAGUAGAUUACAGUCUGGAUGUGACUAUUCACUGUUCAAGGAAGGAAUUCAGCCAAUGUGGGAAGAUGACAGAAAUAGACAAGGCGGACGCUGGCUAGUUAACACACAGAAAAAUUUUAGGCAACAAGAACUUGAUAGAUUAUGGGUUGAGACUAUGAUGCUUCUCAUUGGGGAAAUGUUUGGUGAUUUUUCUACAAGUGUAUGUGGAGCAGUAGUUCAAAUCCGUACUAAGGGAGACAAGCUGGCAAUAUGGACAAACAAUGCGGCAGAUAAAGAGGCCAAUCUUAGUAUAGGACGCAAAUUCAAGGAGCGUCUCAAUCUUCCUCCAAAGCUUGUUAUAGGUUACCAGGCACAUGAAGAUACCAUGAGCAAGACAGGAUCUACUACAAAAUCGAUGUUCCAAUUAUGAUCAUAAAAAGAACUACCUUUAGGCAAUAUCAGGGUUCUCCGAUAUUUUAAGAAAACUUUAGGAUUAAUUCUAUUUAAGGCAGCUUGCUGGCUUGAAAGCCACAGUCCUUGCUUCUGCAAGGUGUGCGUUCUGACUGUAGUGUGAAGAGACAAUGCUGCAUACUUUAAUAAGUACAUUUAUUUCAGGUAUAAGAUUUACUGUAGAAAGAAUUGUGGCUUUUUAGUUGACUAAGGAACACUGUUUAGGUAUAAAAAAUGAUUAUUAUGUUGCAGCAUUUGGUCAUUUUCAAAUUACACCUGAAAGGGAAAUGGUAAUAAUCCAAGAAGGUUGGUUGGACACAACACACGCAAACAUUUAAUUAAAAAAAGUUAAAACCUUACAUUUUAUCAGCUGCUUCAGUUGCUACCCAAAGCAAGUUAUCUACAGUAGCGAAACUUGCAGUCUGUAAUAACUUUCUGACAAACAUAGUUACCUUUUCCCAAAUUUAUGCAACUUACUUGAGAGUGACAGGAUUAUCGAGACUUGCCUCUGCAUGUGGCAGUUGUUUCUUCACAUUAUGGUCAGAUACUGCCUAUUGAACUGAGUUGACAAGGACUCUCGGUACGAGACUGAGAGGUUUGAGGUUGAGAAUGGUACAGAUGAAGUAAGAUGAUAACCGAGAUAUCAAACAUAUAUGUUGUCCAAGACAUGCAGCAUGUUGCAGCACACAGUAUUGAUGUGUUGCGUCGAACCCUUACUCAGGGAUAAUUAUGAAGUCCUGGCCUUCAUUCUUUUUUUGGUUCGUUUCCUUAAAGGGGCUAGGUCAGGGUAGUUUAGGUAAUUCUGUUUGUUUUUGUUCCCUAUGAACUCUAAACUUCAAAUUGACAGAGCAGUAGUCUUUAAUUGAUAAAAGCAGUAUAAAUGACAUGUUUACCUCAGCAAAUUGUCACAAACUUGAUUGAACAAAAUUGCGCUGAUGUUUCGCAAGUUUACCCUAAUUCCAACCCAUUUUAAUGAUCUCCAAUUUUGGCCUAUCCAUUCCCCGUUUUUGGCUUUUUUGUGUUACAGUUGUUAUUGUGAUAUUUCAGUUAAUUCUAUGAGCAGUUAGUAAGUGCAGAAAUUGCCUAAAAUCUGGUGAUCUAGCCUCUUUAGUACAUGUCAGUGGUACGUAACUAACAUCAUUGUGGUUUGGUAAUUGUAAGCACUUUCUUUGUGAAUAGGAAAAUGGAUGGACUUGGACAGUCUUGAAUGAACUCUCCAUGAACAGGCCUGUCUGUAUGCCAGGUAGAAACUUGCUUGAAAGUACUGAUGUACUUUUCAGGUACUUCUAAAGUACUACAAAACUGCAUAAUAGGACUGUAUUUGUGGAGAAAUGCACAGAAUUAUGUGAAGUGAUGUAUAGUUCUUGAUGUGAUGUUCUUGUUAUCAUGUGUUUUUAGUCCAAGGAACGGUGUACGGCGUAUCUUACAUUUGUUGCAGAGAAUUAUGAGCAAUUAUUAUCAUUAUUUGGCAUGUGUAAUAAGCUGUGAUUUACUUUCCUUACCUAAUUGAGACUGGUAGAUUAACCUUGAUGACCAGUCGGUUCUAAAUUUCCUUUUUAAACCCAUAAAUCGACACUAAAAUUCUCCUUGCACUUUUAAUAUGCAUUGUUUCUGUCAUCUCAUCUCGUGAUGGUAGCGAGAUUUCGCUUUAGACUAGCCAGAUUUUCGUCUGGUGGUUACUGUAGUUUUGACCUUGUCACCACCUGUACUCUUGAUUUACUAUCGUUCUGUUGGGAGAAAUGUGAUGUCGAUUAAAUUUUGAAACGUAAGGGUUUGGAGUCCAAGUGAACCUAAGUUACUUUUUGGAACACGGCCGUUUGGUAAUUUAUCUUUGUAUUCAGGCCAUGUAAAACGUCACGUGGACACUUGGUAACACAUUAUUGAAUACACAGUGUAUCCCACAACUUUAUUAUGUAAAAGGUCACGUGAUGCUUGAUCACGUGGUUUCAAUGAUUGAUCGAUGUACCUUAUUGUAUAGGUGUUAGUAUGUCAAGUACUGUGUAUGGAAAUGUAAGGUAAAUUUUGUUACCUCUUCAAAGCGAGAUAUUUGCAAUUAACUUAAAUUAUAAUUUAAUUGAAACGUGUCAUUGUUUUAAAACGCCAUAUUUGUGUUAAAAUUAUAUUUUGAACCAUUGUAGCUAUUAUUAUUAUGAUAUGAGAAAGGCGUUCACUUGAAGUGACUCUCAAGGAACACGAUCAACAUUCUAGAACUGAUUCAUUGCUUUGUUUUCUGUGUGUGUGGUUGGCUUUGUAGCUGAAGUAAGGUUACACGAUCGUAGAAUUUGCUAUUAAAAUUUUUAAAUAGCUGUGGUUAUGUGA
This is a messenger RNA of Orbicella faveolata, 3067 nucleotides long. RefSeq names its product eukaryotic translation initiation factor 4E-1A-like. NCBI's taxonomy places the organism in Eukaryota, Metazoa, Cnidaria, Anthozoa, Scleractinia, Merulinidae. The record is from RefSeq and is a predicted model, not a curated record. Gene Ontology annotation, biological process: translational initiation. Gene Ontology annotation, molecular function: RNA 7-methylguanosine cap binding; translation initiation factor activity. Gene Ontology annotation, cellular component: cytoplasm; eukaryotic translation initiation factor 4F complex.